CUCAUUCCGUUCGCAGUAGCUCAGUGAGAUGCAUGAAACGUAGUAGCAGUGUCAAGAAUGUCUCGAACAUUGCAUCAUGAUCGUUAAAAUUUUCACAUAUGUUGCAUGUUCUGCAUCUUUCGAGUGCAUUGUCUAGACGUUUUAUUUGAAUUAGUGAUUUUUUGGUGUUUAAUUUUAGCUGUGAUAUAUAUUUUUUUGACAUUUCUGUCCACGUGGUGCAUUGUCACAACGGGUCUACGUGUUGGUUCUUUCACAAGAAUUGUGCUUAAAUUGUAGUCUCGAAACAAAGAAAUGGAUUCCUUGAAUAUGUCGAAGUUAAAUUUGUCAAGCGUCCGAAGCGCUGUAAACGAUAAUGCAUCUAAACAGGACAUUUGCCAACCAAAGUUUGAAUCAAAUGUAUUAACAGAUCCAGAUGAUGAGCACUAUUGUGAGUACCGUGAGGAGAUCUGGAAGAAUCUUUUGGAGCAAGAUGCUGAAAAACCAAUCAUACACCUUCAGUCCCCACAAUUGGAGUUCAGAGGCGCUUUAGUGCAACAGCUGCGUGACGUCACAAAAAAGCUUGGGCUAACUGUGGCGACCUUACACUCGGCUGUGGCUCAGCUAGACCUGUUCAUGGACGCUCACAGACUGAGAGCUGAUAGACUGACGCAUGUGGCGCUGGCCUGUCUCAGUCUAGCUGCAAAAAACGAAGAGAAAAUCAGCAGAGCGCCAACCCUGAAGACGUUGUCCAAAAUAAGCGGAGUCCAGUUGUGCGGGAAGACUUUCAGACAGCUGGAGUGGAUGGUCGGCCAGCACGUCCGGUGGAGACUGCUGGCGCCGACCCCUGUGACCUUUGCAGCACUGCUGGCCCAAUACGUCAUCACGGACAGCGACCUAACGACCCGCCACCCUAAAUUCGUGCGGCGCUUCAAACGUGACGGAGCCAAACUGCUGGAGGCGUAUCUGGAUUUGACGUUAUCUGAUGUCCGUCUCAAAGUGGUGGAGUGUGUCGACGUGGGUUGUGCUUGUGUUGCGUGCGCACGCGCAGAUCUAGGGCUCUCUGCGUGGCCCGCUUGGCUCGCGGGGCGCUCGGGGCGGAGUCACGCACAUGUAGCACCCAUAGCGAGGCUCUUACAAAGGAUGAUGCAGAUCUUAAAGUCUCGUGAGGCUGGUGAUUCAGAGAUCGACCAAGGCUACAGCAGCGCUAGGACGUCGCCGAACAUAACACCCUGUACAUCACCACAGUAUCAAAUAUCACCGGCAUCGAGCACAUGCAGUACAUCAUCCAGGAGCUACCUGAAUGUGGACACGUCAUACCGCCAGCGGCCAGUGCGGCCUGACAAUCCGUACGCCGUACUAGACUUAGAUAACAGUGCACCAAUAUUACCAAAUCACGAUUACUACAUACCAACCAUAGAAAACUGUCAGCGGGUGAACAACCCGUCUGACUAUAGAUACUGCAGGGCGAGUAGACUCAUUGACUACGACAGUCAACAGGCUACGAGCAUGGCUGUGAAGAGAGGUCUAGAUGGUAACGUAGAUUUAGAUAGGAAACGGUAUCGACUGACGUCACAAAUGUCACAAGUCGUGCUCUGAUCGCUGCCUGUCAAUGUCAUCUAUAAACUGUCAUAGACAAUUAUUAUUUUUUUCAUUCGAAGGCAACUAAGAAUUUAGCUUGGCUAUUUAUAUAUCAUACAAUGGCUGUAUGUAUUAGAUACAUAUUUUUUACAACAGGACCAUCACAAAAUAUUUUUUUUAUUAUAAUAAUAAUUAUAUAUAUAUAUAUAUAUAUAUAUAUAUAUAUACAGUGGAUUUGGGCUAUAACGACGAUGAAGGGACCACUGUUAUUUCGUCGUUACAUCCGGAUGUCGUUACAGGCAAAGGCAAAAAGACACAGACAUGUUCAUGGUUUAUAUUCAUUUAUUUUUAAAAAUAUUUGCACACAUAGUUAUUUACUGAUACAUUUAAAAAAUUGUGUAAUAUUACUUUGUUUCAAUUUAUUUUUUUGCGCUAGCAUACGCUGUAGGGUGUAUUCUAUUUUCAUUGCUCCUUCAAUGUCUAUAUUAUCCUCUCCAUCACCAAAUAGACAAUAUCUUUUGAGCCUUGUCACUGCACAUAACACAUCCUCAGUUGUAGGAAUCUCACCUUCCUUGUCAUCUUCUUCUUCCUCCUCAUUUUCCUCAUCUUGCGUCGUAGGUGAUGAAGCAACAGUUUCAACAAUUUCAAUAUCAGUCAAAUUGCUAGUGGUGAUAAGCUGACUGUCAAUAUUGACAUAUGUUUCCCAAUCCGGAACAUAGGUUCCGCUUGACGAUGCUGUCAGCUGUGCCAAUGG
Danaus plexippus (monarch butterfly) is the source of this 2311-nucleotide messenger RNA. RefSeq lists its product as uncharacterized. Gene Ontology annotation, molecular function: cyclin-dependent protein serine/threonine kinase regulator activity. The record is from RefSeq and is a predicted model, not a curated record. The coding region runs from base 292 to 1575 and encodes 427 amino acids. The transcript is spliced from 6 exons. Gene Ontology annotation, biological process: regulation of cyclin-dependent protein serine/threonine kinase activity; mitotic cell cycle phase transition. Lineage: Eukaryota; Metazoa; Arthropoda; Insecta; Lepidoptera; Nymphalidae. Gene Ontology annotation, cellular component: cyclin-dependent protein kinase holoenzyme complex; cytoplasm; nucleus.